This is a messenger RNA of Saprolegnia diclina VS20, 988 nucleotides long. RefSeq names its product serine/threonine protein kinase. Gene Ontology annotation, biological process: protein phosphorylation. The transcript has a single exon. Gene Ontology annotation, molecular function: ATP binding; protein kinase activity. Lineage: Eukaryota; Oomycota; Saprolegniomycetes; Saprolegniales; Saprolegniaceae. The record is from RefSeq and is a predicted model, not a curated record. The coding region runs from base 81 to 935 and encodes 284 amino acids.
ACACUGUAAGCCGUGUCCCUUUCUUUGAGGCAACAACGGCGUUGGCUCAUUUUCCGAUUCGCGCAGCCGCCACCACCAUCAUGAACGAGUUUACGAUCGACCAAGUGUUGAUCCACGGCCUGUACGGGGACCUCCUUCUCUGCACCGCCAAAGCCUCCAACGUCCAGUACAUCAUCAAGCAAAUGAACACGCGCAUGCUCGAGACGAACGACGACGAGGCGAGCGAGAACGGCAUUGAGAAGGAGCUCCAGGCGUACGCGUUGAUCCAGUGCGCGACGACGUCGACGGCAAAGAAGGGCGCAAAUGCAAUCGUCGGUCUCGUCGACAGCUUCACCGAAGACGGCUAUGUGCAUCUCGUGCUCGAGUACUGCGUCCAAGGCGACCUCUUUGAGAUGCUCCAGAACAGUCCGCGUGAGCUCUUCUACUGGGACGACGCCCAGCGCUACUUUGACCAGAUUGCUCAUGGCGUGGCAUUUCUGCACAACGAGUGCGGCCUUGCCCACCGGGACAUUUCGCUCGAAAACAUCCUCGUCGACGACGUCGGCGACUGCAAGAUCUGCGACUUUGGCCUUGCCAGCAUCGACUGUAAGCGAGAGACGCGCCCGGUCGGGAAGCGCUACUACAUGGCGCCCGAGAUGUACAGCGACGACGGCUACGACCCGAUGGCCGCCGACGUGUGGGCGCUUGGCGUCCUUCUCUACAUGAUGCACACGGGCUUGCCAUUGGUGGAGAAGGCUGCAAUUUCCGACCGGAUUUUUGCCUACAUUCAGACGCACGGUCUUCGCGCGAUGGUCAAGGCGUGGCGCGUCCAGCGGCUCGUGCCCAUGCAAGCGCUCGACUUGCUCGAGAAUAUGCUCAUCAUCGAUCCGACGCAGCGCAUGACAAUGGCCGACGUUGUGCGGCACCCGUACGUGGCGUCGCCCUUGUUUGCGUAGACCAGAAAUUUUUAUUAAUUUAUUCAACCAUUUUAGUUUGAACUUGCAAAGAA